Molecule: messenger RNA, 1853 nt
Organism: Silurus meridionalis
Lineage: Eukaryota; Metazoa; Chordata; Actinopteri; Siluriformes; Siluridae
Gene: laptm4a
Product: lysosomal protein transmembrane 4 alpha
Exons: 7
Coding region: 85-801 (238 amino acids)
Cellular component (GO): lysosomal membrane
Source: RefSeq, a predicted model, not a curated record
UGCUAGGAGGCGGCGGCUGACGGAGCUGAGGAUUUUUGAUGAUCAGCGCUAAAUAAUAUUGUUAUUGUUGUUAUUAUUUUCUUGAUGUUUCUUCACAAUCUGGGCACCAAUAUGAAUUUGAAGCCGAGUCGCGAUAGACUUUACACGACCCGAUGUUGUGGAUGCUGCCAUGUCCGGACAGGAACCAUUAUUCUCGGUACUUGGUACAUGGUCGUGAACUUGCUGAUGGGAAUCCUGUUGACGGUGGCUGUGACCCAUCCUGAGAACGUGCCCUCGGUCGACCUGCAGUACGAGGUCAUCGAACACUACUUCGCCUCAGACCGAAUGUCAGAAAAUGCUUGUGUGGGAUUUGCCAUCUCCCUCCUGAUGCUCACCAUCAGUGCCAUGAUGGUGUAUGGAGCCAUUACUCACCGUGACGGCUGGCUGAUCCCAUUUUUCUGCUAUCAGCUGUUUGACUUUGCUCUGAGCUGCUUGGUGGCCAUCAGCUCCCUCACCUACCUGCCCAGGAUCAAGGAUUAUUUGGAUCAACUGCCUGACUUCCCGUACAAAGACAACCUUCUUUCUCUGGACUCCAGCUGCCUUCUGCUUUUUGUGCUCAUCUUCUUUGCUCUCCUCAUCAUCCUGAAGGCUUAUUUGAUCAACUGCGUGUGGAACUGCUACAAAUACAUCAACAAUAGAAACAUGCCAGAGAUCGCUGUCUAUCCUGCUUUUGAGGCUCCACCUCAGUACAUCCUUCCCACCUACGAAAUGGCCAUGACGAUGCCGACGAAGGAGCCUCCCCCCCCUUACAUGCCCGCCUGAAAACCCCCGUCCGCGAUCAAGUCACUGCAGAUGGUGUCCUUGGGUUGUUUUUUUGUUGUUGUUUUUUGGAUCCGAUUGCACUCCAGUCUUUAGGACAGAGGGUGUUACGGUUCCCCACCACUUUAUCACUUUAAAUCUCUCUCUCUCUCUCUCUCUCUCUCUGCAUAUUGCAUAGACUUAACCAUCGUCAUCAUCCGCAUGACUUCUCAUAAACACGUUGUGACAGCUCAUCACAGAUCUAUUUUUGUAAAGAAUAUUAAAAACGCAGCAAGCGGGUUUUAAGGGGGGGGUUGGGGGUGUUGUCCUCUAGGAGGGGUAUUCGGGGUCGCAGUGUUGAAGCCAUUGUGUGAGCUGGGUCGCAUAGUGACUUGUGCUUCUGACCGCUUUUUUGUAUAGUUUUAUUCAUAGUGAACCAUUCUAAUGUUUUGAAACGUUUGUACUCGGGUGACGUAGAUCAUCUGCCAGCAGGCAACGCACAUGAAGCAGUGUGAGCUUUCACUUUUCUUUUUUUUUCUUCCUUUUCUUUUUUCGCUUGCUUUACUCUACUAAUAUUUCGAAGCACUACUUUUUCAGCCGGCUAACGCGAAGGAUUCCGCUAGUUUAAACACCGGUCAUGACAAUCCAAUGUGAAAUUUAAAAAAAGUCUUCUUUUUUUUUUUUUUCUUUGUGUAUAAUUUUGUGUGAAAGUUUCAAAAGAAUAAAAAAAAAAAUGCAACGCGUUCACGGGCAUAAGAGGUUUUAGCACUUUAUCAUGUUUUAUAUCCAAGUGUCGUACCAGUUCUUACAUCCGAUCAUCCAUCAGACCCCACCGCACGCCACCAUCUUGGCAGCGUUCGCCGUGCCGUGUCGUGGUAGAUAGUGUUCAUGCUUUUUAACGCGUCGCUGACGAGUGGAGGCUUUCCUCUCACGAGACAAUGCUUUGGAUAAACAUGACUCUGCUAGUAUUGUGAAAAUCAGUCGAUGCAUGCUACUCUGUUUAUUGGUCUCGCUUUUAUUUCUUGUACACUUUCUGGUAAGUCGAUUAAUUCAGUAAUAAACAUUUGGAAACAUUG